This is a messenger RNA of Mus musculus (house mouse), 1889 nucleotides long. RefSeq names its product retinol dehydrogenase 19 (gene Rdh19). The coding region runs from base 94 to 1050 and encodes 318 amino acids. NCBI's taxonomy places the organism in Eukaryota, Metazoa, Chordata, Mammalia, Rodentia, Muridae. The record is from RefSeq and is marked validated. The transcript has 4 exons.
UUUGACACAGAGUCUCUCUCUCUCUCUCUCUCUCUCUCUCUCUCUCUCUCUCUCUCUCUCUCUCUCUCUCUCUCUGCUUGUCUUCUACAAACCAUGUGGCUCUACCUAGUAUCACUGGUGGGACUGUGGACACUCCUGCGCUUCUUCAGGGAGAGGCAGGUGGUGAGCCACCUCCAAGACAAGUAUGUCUUCAUCACGGGCUGUGACUCUGGCUUUGGGAACCUGCUGGCCAGACAGCUGGACAGGAGAGGCAUGAGGGUGCUGGCUGCAUGUCUGACGGAGAAGGGAGCCGAGGAGCUGAGGAACAAGACAUCUGACAGGCUGGAGACAGUGAUCCUGGAUGUCACCAAGACAGAGAGUAUUGUGGCAGCCACUCAGUGGGUGAAGGAGCGUGUUGGGAACAGAGGACUCUGGGGCCUGGUCAACAACGCUGGCAUCUCCGUCCCCUUGGGUCUCAGUCAGUGGAUGAACAAACAGAACUUUGCAAGUGUACUGGAUGUGAACCUGUUGGGCAUGAUCGAGGUGACUCUGACCAUGCUGCCCUUAGUGAGGAAGGCGAGGGGCCGUGUAGUCAACGUCUCCAGCAUCAUGGGUCGAGUGUCACUUCAUGGUAAUGGUGGUUACUGCAUCUCCAAGUAUGGUGUAGAGGCCUUCUCAGACUCCCUCAGGAGGGAACUCUCCUACUUUGGGGUGAAGGUGGCUAUUAUAGAGCCUGGCUUCUUCCUGACUGGUAUGGCCAGUAGUGCCCGAUUAUCCUCAAAUACCCAGAUGCUGUGGGACCAGACCAGCUCAGAAAUCAGGGAGAUCUAUGGCGAGAAGUACCUGGCAUUCUAUCUGAAAAGUCUAAAUGAAUUGGACAAGAGGUGCAACAAGGACCUGUCUUUGGUGACUGACUGCAUGGAGCACGCUCUGACUGCCUGUCACCCUCGCACCCGAUACUCAGCUGGCUGGGAUGCUAAGCUCUUCUUCAUCCCCUUGAGCUACCUGCCCACCUUUCUUGUGGAUGCUGUUUUCUACUGGACUUCCAUGAAGCCUGAGAAAGCCCUCUGAAGUUUUUACCUAUGUGCAUACCUGGGAGAUGUAGGUAGAGUGUGAGAGAGAGAAUAUUUAGGGGAAAUUAGGAGGGUUGAGGGAGGGAGUUUAUUACUCUGGGGUUCUUCAUUCACACAUUUCAUCUCAUUAAUUCUCCUAUGAUACUACUCAAGACGGAUGAUGAGCAAAGAAAUACGCAAAGAAUUCUGCCAAGGGAUUCAGUUACAAAAGUGCUAGCUGAUGCCCAAGCCCUGAUCAUCAUGGCCUUCCUUGAGGAUCCACACAUAUGAGGAGGUUGGGACCAGCGAGUGCCAAGCACUGCCAUGUGUCCUCCUCUGAAGGAAAUGCACAUGCCAGGGCUAAUUUAAACACCUAUGCAUCAUGGAAGUGUCCCUUCUCUGAAACCAUAAGUAACCAUGGUGUGGGAUCUGAGAGGAGUGACCACCUGAAUCAUUACUCAUGCCCUGGAGUCAGGUUGGCAAGGCCCUGGGUAGGAGGUUCAGUCCCUUGGGGUUAAAAUCCAGCAAAUGAUGGAGACACCAUUUUUUUUUAAUUCAUGGCUUCUUUUUGGACUCUUUUUCUUUUUAGAGCAAAGUAUGACAUUAUUUCCUAUAUCCUGAGAUUUAAACUUGGCUUUGGAGGUUAGUGAGGUUUGGAAGACAGAGGUAUUGGGAAUGUCCUGAGAAGGGUUUCUACAGGACAGCAGGAUUCUUCUUGCUUUGUCUCAGCCCUUCCAGCAACUGAAGUAGGAACAACAACUUUCCAUUCAAAACUUAACAACAACAAAUAGUGCAGAAGUCUCUGCAUGCAAGCCCAUGAACAGAAUUUACCUGUAGAACUCAGCUUUUACCACUCCC